Panicum hallii is the source of this 1136-nucleotide messenger RNA. RefSeq lists its product as uncharacterized. The transcript has 2 exons. The record is from RefSeq and is a predicted model, not a curated record. The coding region runs from base 445 to 1095 and encodes 216 amino acids. NCBI's taxonomy places the organism in Eukaryota, Viridiplantae, Streptophyta, Magnoliopsida, Poales, Poaceae.
UUUGUGCUCGCAUGUAGGCUGUUCAAUGAUUUGCCUCACACGUAGGAUGUCAGUGAGGCGGCUCUAGUAGAUUGCUUGACUUAUGGAUAGGUUCUUCUUGGUAAUGCUCCUAGCAAAAAAUCUGAUCUUGUCUGAUGCACCGGCCAUUAGAUAGCAUUUAUUAUUAUAUGAAUUCUAACUUAAUCAUGCCGCAUGCAAAUUGAUUGGAAAAUUUUUGUUCGGCUCAAGAAUGGGUGACAAGGCAGAUUGGGGUGAUGUUUUUUGAGGUAUUUGUAUGAUGCAUGCAAAGAAGAGAUAGAAGCUGGGAAUAGGCCGUUGGGAAUUUUCACUACUACCGGUUAGAAGAAUCUUGUAUUCAAGUUUGCAGAAAAAUCUGGUGACAAACGUACCAAAAAAUAAUUGAAGAACAAGAUAGAUGCUUUAAAAAAGGAUUAUAUAUUUUUUAUGGAGUUCAAGAAUCUUACAACUGGACUUGGAUGGGAUGAGGCUAAACCAACUGUGGACUGCUCGGAUGAAUGGUGGGAUGAAAACCUUGCUAGGUGCAAUAAUAAAGAGAAAGCAAUCAAAUGUCCUCAUUUGAAGUUCUGGAAACAAGGCCCAAAGUUUUUUGAUGAUAUGCAUUAUGUGUUUGGCAAGGCACAUGUUAGUGGGUCUUCCGCAUCAUAUCCUGAAGAUAUAUUAUCUGAUAAUGCAAGUGAUGAGGAUGAAAUAGAAAAAAUACAGAUAGAGAACGUUGAGAAGACAAGAAACACAGGAAAAAGGAAACGCAAGGGGGCAUCCACUGGUGCUGAGGAGAAAGAUGAGAAGAGCCCUUUCUUUCGUUUGCAUAAGAGCACUUGUCAGAAGAUAGAAACUGCUGCAGAAAAGAUCUCCACAAGUGUUGAAGCAUCAUCCGCUCCUCCAAUCAACCAUGUUCCUACCAUAGCAAUGACUAUGAAGAUGGUGAAAGAAUGUGGGGUGGAAGAAGGAACUGCUCUAAUGUAUACAGCCACCUCACUUAUUGUGAAGCUAGAUUUUAGGGAGAUUUUUAGCUCUCUAAAAACACUUGAGGGAAGGCUCGAUUUGAUUAUGAGAGAGCAUGAUGGACGGCAGUGAUUUUUUAUUUUCAUAUUUUAAUGUUUUAAUAUUUUCAUGUU